This is a messenger RNA of Apus apus (common swift), 2317 nucleotides long. RefSeq names its product ADP-ribosyl cyclase/cyclic ADP-ribose hydrolase 1-like. The record is from RefSeq and is a predicted model, not a curated record. Gene Ontology annotation, cellular component: plasma membrane. The transcript is spliced from 8 exons. Gene Ontology annotation, biological process: positive regulation of B cell proliferation. NCBI's taxonomy places the organism in Eukaryota, Metazoa, Chordata, Aves, Apodiformes, Apodidae. Gene Ontology annotation, molecular function: phosphorus-oxygen lyase activity; NAD+ nucleosidase activity. Bases 70 to 996 code for a protein of 308 amino acids.
CGCUAGAAAGUGAUUUCGCCUUUGGGCUGGGAGGGCAGUUGCUGCUGCUCUUCAGCGAGGCCUGGCAGGAUGCCGUUCCAGCAGGGCUCUGCCCGGACCCGGCAGCGCACCGUCCUGCUGGCGGGGAUGGCGGUCCUGCUGGCCGCCCUCGUCCUCGCCGUCGUGCUGGCCUCCCUGCUGACUCACGGGAAGCAAGAGGUCAGUCCCCAAAUGCUGAAGUGGAAGGACAGGGGGACCACUAAGAAUCUGCAAGAAGUCAUCCUGGGAAGAUGCUACAACUACGUCAUGGCACGGUUCCCUGAUCUGGGAGAUAAAGAUUGCCUAAAAAUAUGGGAAUCAUUAAAACAUGCAUUCAUGUACAAGAAUCCCUGUAAUAUCACAUCAGAAGAUUAUCAGCCUUUAAUGGAGUUAGGAAGUCAUCCUAUACCCUGUAACAAGUCACUGUUCUGGAGCAAGACAAAUGACCUCGUUCAUCGUUACACAAAAUCCAACCAAAAUUUCCUUACCUUGGAGGACACCUUGCUGGGUUACAUGGCUGACAGGGUUUCAUGGUGUGGAGACCCCUCUGCCCCAGGAAUCAACUAUGAGUCUUGUCCAAAACGAAGUGAAUGUGAGAGCAAUCCUAGCUCUGUAUUCUGGAAAAUGGCAUCCAAGAUGUUUGCAGAAGCAGCAUGUGGUGUGGUUCAGGUGAUGCUCAACGGAUCAAUAGAAGCUGGAGCUUUCAGAAACAGCAGCAUUUUUGGAAGUAUUGAGAUCUUUAACCUAAAUCCAGACAAAGUCUCUGCAGUACACAUUUGGGUGAUGCAUGACAUUGGUGGCCCUCAAAGUGAAUCCUGCUCAGGUUAUUCCAUAAAGAGGUUAAAAAGCAUCUUAGAAGAGCGAAACUUUAAGAUCAGCUGUGAAGACAAUUACAGGCCAGUUCAGCUCCUUCAGUGUGUGAACAGCCCUGACCACACAGACUGCAGGCUCUGCACCAACACCACAGCAACUCCAUAAAUGGAGCGCUUGGCACUAUUGAAGACUUUCAUUAUUUGUGUGUAAAGCUGGACAAGAUGUGUCUACAUAGCUUAGAGUGAUAAAUAGCAGCUUGGUAUGUACAGAGUCCAUAACCAGAAAUCCUUGCUGUGAUGCUAACAGCCAAGUAGCAGGAGAUGAUAUUUUAGAUGUGAUUACUGUACACACACGCACACAAAUAUUAUUUCAGGGUGGUUGGGGCCAUGCUCAGGGGUUAAGGCAGAUGCUUUUCCCUAGAUUGCCCCCUCGUGCACAGCUCCCCUUGUGCCCAGAGGCUCAGAGCAGGGAUUCCCCAGGGUGUGCACAGAGAAGAAAGAGACUUUCCAAUGGAGACAGAACUUGUUUGGAUCAGCGCUUGGCUUCCUACCUGCUAGAAGGCUGGGGGAAUCAGCUGAGCUGAGCCAAGAAAAGACCGGAAGCCACCCAGAGAGUUGCCAGCGUCUAUAAGAACGUGUCAAGUGUGUAGCUGGACAGAGAAAAUAGCAAGACUGACUCAGAAAGCCCCAUUAAAAUCCUACUGGAAACACCGUCGCAGUUCAGAUUACAUUUUCUUCUUAAUAUAGCAGUAAGCAUAAGCCUUCCAGCUUUCAUUAAAGGUCACUCAGACCACAGCUUGCCCAUCCAUGGUAAUAGAGACAAACAUCAAAAGGUUGCCACAAUGUGUAGUCUCUCUAGAGCUCAGUUUCUGAGGUGAAAGGUGAUGCCAUGUGGAGUAUAAAUUCACGGGCAUGGACAUACCAUAGUACAUUGAAAUGGCAGGUUUCAUUGAUUUCCUUUGAUUCCUGCUUUGCUGGUUCAGUGUUUAUAACACAACGAAGAUCUUGUGACCAUGGCUGUAGUGCCUUUGUGCAGAGCCACUAACACUAAGAGAACAGAGCAGGCUUUGCUGCAGAUGUGUCCUAGGUGUUGCAGUGCCAGCACAACCAGCAGUUGCCAAACCAUGAGGCUGACAGAGGUUUCCAUGAUCCCACAGGCAGAGGGUUGUAAAGCCACAUGUUUUAGAGAUUUCCCAGGGCACAAAGCAUCCUCAUGGAACUACACAAGCUGGUGCAAUUUUGAUCACCUCUAGAUAAAUCUUUUCUCUGUAAUACACAGGCCUGCACCGAGCAUUGCUGGACCACACCCAAGACCUCGCCAAUAAUGUUUACAUUCACUGAAAUGUAUUUUUAUUUACACUUUCCAAUAGGUUAUUUCUGACUGUAAGUCAAGACUUUGUCUUCACACUCAUUUUUGUACCUCCUCUGUUGUAAUAUAAAAUAUUGAGAGUAAAAUCAAGAUCUAUAAUAAAAUCGCUGAUGACAAA